AUGACACCUGUACAAUAUGAUCAUUUAUGUCAUCUUGUCAGGCCUUUUCUCAGGAAGAAAAGUAUACGGAAACCUAUCUCAGUAAAUGAACGAGUAGCUGUGACUCUCUUAUUCCUUGCUCAUGGUGACAGUGCCAGAUCAAAAUCAUGGGACUUCCGAAUUGGCAAAUCAACUAUAUACAAAAUUGUAUAUGAGACUUGUGAUGCAAUCUGGCAAGCUCUUAAUGCACAAUAUUUACCAAAACCUUCGCGAGAAACGUGGGAAAAGGUAAUUGAUGGAUUUUGGAACAAGUGGAACUUUCCAAAUUGUAUAGGUGCACUAGACGGAAAGCACAUUACUAUUCAAGCUCCACCAAACAGUAAUUCUUUAAAUCAUAACUACAAGGGAUAUUUUAGUUUCAUAUUGAUGGCAAUUUGUGAUGCUAAUUAUAAAUUUAUCUGGAUUGAUGUCGGUGACUAUGGAUCUAACAGUGAUGGUGGCGUAUGGGCGAACAGUAAACUUGGUCAAAGUUUAGAAUGUAAUACAGCAGAUAUUCCUCCUCCACAACAAUUGCCUGGUACAACAAUUAUGCUGCCCUGUGCUUUAGUAGGAGACGAAGCAUUUCCUCUCAAACGAUAUCUUAUGAGGCCAUAUCCAAGAAGAUCACUGACCAGUGAUUCACAGCGAAUUUUUAAUUAUCGCUUGUCCAGAGCAAGGCGAACAAUUGAAAAUAGUUUUGGAAUUCUUGUCUCUCGCUGGAGAAUUUUAAGGAACUCAAUUCAAUGCAAGGAAGAAAAUGCUCAUAAAAUUGUGCUCGCUGUUGUUGUUUUGCAUAAUUAUAUCAUGUCUUCUUAUGAACACAAGUAUUGUCCAUCAUAUUUUGUGGACCAGGAAAAUAAUGGCACGGUUAUUCCAGGGCAAUGGCGCAAUGAAAAAUUAGGAUCUCAUUUUGUGCAUAUUCGUUCAGUAAGCUCGAACCGAGCUGCUUACAUUACAAGUGUUCAGCGCGACACACUGCGAAAAUAUUUCAUGACAAACAUUGGUGCAGUUGACUGGCAAUUUGAUUGCGCAUUAAGAGGUUACAAUAUUAAUACCCCUUUAUAA
Molecule: messenger RNA, 1083 nt
Organism: Mycetomoellerius zeteki
Lineage: Eukaryota; Metazoa; Arthropoda; Insecta; Hymenoptera; Formicidae
Product: putative nuclease HARBI1
Exons: 3
Coding region: 1-1083 (360 amino acids)
Source: RefSeq, a predicted model, not a curated record